UUUCUUGCUGAGACUCUGUGCUGAGACUCUGAUUACAAAAUAAAUGCAGUAGGAACAGUGUAAUAAGAUUUGAACUGUUACUAUGGCAACACAGGUACUAGGGCAGUCUGGUGGCAGCAGCCUGUUCCCUGGCAAUACUAACCUUGGCAUGGCGCUGCCAAACGACAUGUAUGACUUUGCUGAACUUUCAAAAGCUGAGCUGGCAGCUCCUCAGCUUAUUAUGUUGGCCAAUGUUGCCCUGACAGGAGAAGUGAAUGGCAACUGUUGUGAUUACAUGGUUGGUGAAGAGAAGCAAAUGGCUGAACUGACAACUGUGGGCAACACCAACUUUUCAGACAAUGAUGAAGAAGAUAUAGAUGAUGCACAUGAUGUGGAGAGUAACCAUGAAGGCCUGGAAAACAUGGAACUGGCAGCCCUUGAAGCCCCUGUGGCUCCUCAUACUGAGACUGCUGCAGAAGUGACUGAAUCUUCUGUUCCUCCUAGCCCAGGCAAAGACAUCCCUCAGAAAGCAUCAGGUGUUCCAGAUGCUCCGGAGACCACAGAUGAGAAAUGUAAGAGCUUGAAGAACAAGCCCUUUCGUUGUAAGCCUUGUCAGUAUGAGACAGAGUCAGAAAAGGAGUUUGUGGAUCACAUCCGCGUACACGGUGCCAACCGAUUAAUUGUAGAAGAAAAAGCCGAGAAGCUUGGCCAGGUUAAAGAAACGGAGUCUAGUGGCACAGAUGAGGUCGAUUUCUCUAAGGGGCCCAUUAGAUGCGAUCGCUGUGGUUAUAACACUAGCAGAUAUGAUCACUACCUAGCUCACUUGAAGCACCACAACAAAGUCGGAGAAAAUGAGUGGGUCUACAAAUGCACCAUCUGCACAUAUAUGACAGUCAGUGAAUAUCACUGGAAGAAGCAUCUAAGAAACCAUUUUCCACGGAAAGUAUACACAUGCUCACAGUGCUCCUACUUUUCUGACAGAAAGAACAACUAUAUCCAGCAUAUUCGAACUCAUACAGGAGAACGUCCCUAUCGGUGUUCCAUGUGUCCAUAUUCCAGUUCUCAGAAGACACAUUUAACCAGGCACAUGCGUACUCAUUCAGGUGAGAAGCCGUUUAAAUGUGAACAGUGCAGGUAUGUGGCAUCAAACCAGCAUGAAGUGACUCGGCAUGCGAGGCAGGUUCACGAUGGACCCAAACCACUGACCUGCCCCCACUGCGAGUACAAAACAGCUGACCGAAGCAACUUUAAGAAGCACGUUGAGCUCCACGUCAGUCCGCGACAGUUCCUGUGUCCUGUCUGUGAGUAUGCAGCAUCCAAGAAAUGUAACCUGCAGUAUCACAUUAAGUCUAGGCAUACUGACUGCUGCGGUAUCUCAAUGGACGUCUCAAAAGUAAGACUACGGACUAAAAAGAGUGAAGCGAACACUGCAGAAAAUGAUGGUAAUGAUAAUAAAGGGAGACAAGAGAAAACAAAGAAGGAGUCUACUGAAAAAAAGAGUGAGAAAGUUGUAAAAGAAGAGAAGAAGGAGAACUCGUCUAAAGAGAAGAAACCAACUAGCAGUGUUGGUACGGGCCAGGUGACCACCCGAAGUCGCAAGACAGUGGCUGAAAAGGAGGCUGUGAAACCUGACAAAGUGACCGAGAAAUCUAGUAAAACAAAGAAGUCAAAAAGAAAAGCUGAUGCCUUGACUUUGAAAAAAGAUCCUGUACCAGAUACCGAUGUAAUAGCAAAAAAGAAGAAGAAAACAGAGAAAAAGUCCUCCAAAUGUCAGGAAUCUCAAAAGGUUGCAAGCAAAUCGGAGGUAGCCAGAAAGCAAAAUUCUUGCCAUAAGAAAAACAAGAAAAAGAAAUCCCAGAAGAGUAAGUCUAGUAAAAGCAACAAAACUCUUGAUGGCAAAAAUGUCCCAGAUCAGGCUCCUGUCUCUGAAGAAUCUCCUGUUACACAGGAGGGAGAAAGUAAGGCAGCUGAUGAUCCUUGCAGUGGACCACCACUCACUGAUGUUCCAAAGGACGGAGAGAACCAGGGAGUUGUCAUCGAUGCUCCAAAGAACGGAGAGAACCAGGGAGUUGUCAUUGAUGCUCCAAAGAACGGAGAGAACCAGGGAGUUGUCAUUGAUGCUCCAAAGGACGGAGGGAACCAGGGAGUUGUCAUUGAUGCUCCAAAGGAUGGAGAGAACCAGGGAGUUGUCAUUGAUGCUCCAAAGGAUGGAGAGAACCAGGGGCUUGUCCUGAGGGAGACUCUGCAGUAUCAAGAGCCACAGGAUCAAGAACUGCAGGCUGAAGGGCCACAGCCUGCACAGCAUGUGGUUGAAACCAUGGAGUUAGGGGUGAAAGACCAAGAAAUGCCCAUGCUGGCAGAAGAGGCUGCAGAAGCUUCUCGGAGCGAAGUUGAAACAGAACUACCUCUCAUUCCUGAAGCCAGCUCUGAGGCCUUUUCUGAUACUGCCUUGGAAAAGGAGACUGAUGUGCUAAAAGACACUUUACCAGAUUUGGCCCAAGAGAUUCAGACCACACACAGUUGUGAGGUGGAAAUGGUAGCCGAUUCAGAUUUGGCUCCAGCAACUCAGCCGAUGGAAAUCUGUGAAACAGAAACUGUAACAGCUCCACAUCCAGGUGACAGUUCUACAAAAGAGCUGCAGGCUGAAGACCCAGAAGGAACGCCAUCUUCACAGUUGCCAGAAAAACCCGAGCAGAGCAUGAAAGCAGAUCUGGCUACAGCAUUGCCUAGUGGCAUCACAGUGAACGAAAGUCAGGAAAUGGAGGAGGAUGAGGGCAUCCACAGUCACGACGGCAGUGAUAUAAGCGACAACAUAUCGGAAAGAAGUGAUGAUUCUGGAUUAAAUGGUGCUCGGUCAGUGCCGGAGGAAACCAAUCGGAAGCCAUCUCAAGAAGUGGCAGAAGCUGAGGCUGUAAAGGAGAACUAUGUGUGUAUAUUUUGUGAUCGUUCUUUUAACAAAGAAAGUGAAUACAGUAAGCACCUGAACCGACAUUUGGUAAACGUGUACUAUCUUGAGAAGGCAACAAAGGGGCAAGAUUAACCAAACUGCUGUUUAACGACAGUGAUUUCUUCCUCUGUAAGAUCUAGAGCUUUGGUACAGUUCUUGUAGAAUCUUUGCUUAAGCUCUGUUGGCUUAUAUGCUUUUAACGUUUGUUGGUUGUGUUUUUCCUGACCUUUGAUGACAUGUUGAAUUAAUGAACUAUUUGUAUCUCUUUGUGUAGAGAGGUCAAGUAGGGUAUGUAACGCCAUGGCUUGUUAAGUCUGCGCAAUCUCCUGGAUACAUCUCUGGAAUCAUUUGAGUAUUUCUGAGAAUUUCCACCAGAACUCUCCAUAAGUAGUUGGUUUCAGGUGGACUUGGGGCACAAUCCACUUUGAGUGUCCUGCACAAGCUCAGAAGAAACAAAUGAGAGUUUCUGAGAGUGAUGCUGUGAGCCUGUAUUAUUCUGUAUGUUUCCAUGGACUUGUGCAGGAGACGUUCUCAGUGGGCUGGACCUGUUCAGUUAUUUCAUUCCCAGCAGAAAUAUCAACCUGAUCAGAGACGUGGGCAUAUGUUCUCUCCCAUCCCUGUCCCUGCUAAUGGUGAAAAGUGAACUUGAAUUACGACAUCUAUUUGUCUGUGACAUUCUCUGAGCAUCAAGUCCAAGCUCUCCUUCCCCCCCUUUCAUUUGACUUCACUUAGAGACCUACCACAGUGUGCAAGCUUCUUCCAUGUGGUCUCAUUCUAUGUGCCAUGCACCCUGUGUGUGCGUAUGUGUGAGCAGCAGAACUACAAAAGUAAGGCCAAUUAUGCGGGCCUUCCUCACCUAUUUGGAAAUUCACGUGGUUGGCGCCUCCCCAUGUGGUUCUGAAAUUUAGAAUACUCAGCUGUGUGUGAAUGGGGUCUUUAUGUAGGCAGGCGAUUAAGAAGAUACAGUAUUCAUAGAAACAAAGCACAGGCAGGGUCACCACAUUUUCCAUAAAGGGGUGUGGCUUUGAGUCACAGAUAUCUAAGACUCAUCCCAGGUUAAUAGGUCCCUGGACAAAUGCACAAGCCCUCAGUGCUUAAUGAACAGAAACGGAAAGGUUAUUGCUCUGAUACUUUAAUCUGUCUUAAUUUUAGUUUACCUUAACCUGUUGGUGUGAUGAGUGCUUAAAGAACUCAUUUGCUGAUCUGCAAAAAAAUUCGGUGACUUGUUGUAAAAAUGGCACUUUGGGAAAAACGUUGGCUAGCAGUAAUCAUUUGGUCAUAUUUUUAAGUUGCAUGUACAUUUCAGGUCCCCUAAUCAUGAUCAGCAAGCCAAAAUGUUGAAGUA
Messenger RNA from Gekko japonicus, 4271 nucleotides. RefSeq names its product RE1-silencing transcription factor (gene REST). Gene Ontology annotation, cellular component: nucleus. The transcript is spliced from 4 exons. The coding region runs from base 83 to 3019 and encodes 978 amino acids. The record is from RefSeq and is a predicted model, not a curated record. NCBI's taxonomy places the organism in Eukaryota, Metazoa, Chordata, Lepidosauria, Squamata, Gekkonidae. Gene Ontology annotation, biological process: regulation of gene expression.